Caenorhabditis angaria is the source of this 1151-nucleotide messenger RNA. The record is from the annotation of a GenBank genome assembly. NCBI's taxonomy places the organism in Eukaryota, Metazoa, Nematoda, Chromadorea, Rhabditida, Rhabditidae.
AUGAAUCAAUUCGAUUCAAUAUUUGUGAUUAUUGUUUCAAUCCUUGCAUUAAUAGGAUUAUUUCUUAAUCUUCUCCUACUGUAUCUGAUAUUUUUCAAAAGUCCCGAUAGUCUCACACCAUACCGUAUAUUUUUGGCGAACACAACUAUUACCCAAUUCAUUUUUGCUAUUUUCACGGUGUUCAGUCAACCAAGAGUGCUUUCUGUGAAAACAUAUACAAUUGUGAUUUAUUUGGGACCAACACAGUAUUUUGGAGAAUGGUUGUCAGCAAUGUCAUAUAUGGGAAUGAGUAAGUGAAAAUGUAGACAUUUUUAGACUGUUAAUUUGGUUCGAAUAUUUUUCAGUUCAUUUAUCUUUGAAUUCAUUCAUCUCUAUAAUGCUCUCGAUGAUCUAUAGAUAUUUUUCUAUAAAUGCUCAUCGUUUCACAGCACGAACUAGUAUUUCAAUAUGUGUUUUGGGAUAUAUGAUACCUUUUAUCAGUUAUGUAAGUUCAAUCAAAAAUUUUCGUAUACUUAAACAAAAAUUUUCCAGAUGAGCUGUUCAACAAUUCAAACAUCAAGAGAUCCAAAUUUGAAUUAUGAACUAAUUGGAAGUUUUGUUGAUAAUUUAUCUUAUUAUAAAAUGGUUGUUGCAACAAACAUACAUGAUCAACCUGCACUUUUGAUUUUUAUUGCAUUGGUAUCAAUUGGACUAAUUCCAAUUUACGGAGUCAUGUAUUGGUGUCGACAUAAAAUUUAUAUAAAAUUGAAGCAGACAAGUGCAAUUCAAAGUAAUACGACCAAAGAUAAUGUGAAACGUUUAGUUAAUGUAAGUUUUUACAAAUUAUUAAUAUAAUAAUUCAAGUUAAAACUUUUCAGGCUUUGACCAUCCAAUCGUUGGUUCCUGUUAUUUCUGUAUUCCCUGCUUCAAUAUUUUAUUGCCUUGCUCAAACUGGCGCUGUUGAACCAUACGUCUACAGUUAUUUUAUUGUUCCAUGUUUGUUAAUAGGAUGUGUGAUUGAUCCAAUAAUAACAAUGCGAUGUGUUCUACCGUAUCGUCGUUAUAUUUUACGGAUUUGUCAUUUGCACUCUGGCGAAGUUACAAUAUCCAAUAAUGAUAGAACACGGUCUGAUCAUAUGAGCAAAAAAGUUUUUAUGAUUUCUCACGCAUAA